AUGCAAGAGAUAGUAGAAACUACGACUGAAUUAUUCUCAUCCGGAAUAAUUUCACACUUAAAAUCUAAAAUUGAACCUUAUUUGACAAGCUGUGAUAACUCUCAACUAAUUGAAAUUCAAAAUAUGUUUCAUAUUUUAGAAACUCCUUUUUUUAAACUUAAAACUGAGUAUCAACGUAUUAAAUAUUUUGAAUCAAAUAAUGUAUUCUUUAAACCAAAAACCAUUGUAUUAGGUUUUACAAAAGAGACUAAAAUUGUGUCUGGUGUCGAGCGACAGGUUAUGGUUCCGGUCCAAGGGCAUUUAUUUUGUAUAAAGGAGAACCUUCAACAUUUUUUUGAAUUGCCUGGUGUGUUUGAUGUGGCUUACCAAUAUACGGUUUCAUCUAUGAACAAUUCAAAUUUGUCAUCUUUUUUAAAUGGAUCUACAUGGAAAAAUAUAAUGAACAAUUUCCCAGAUAAAAUAAUUUUCCCUAUAUUUCUAUAUUAUGAUGAUGCUGAAAUGGGUAAUCCUCUCGGUUCUCAUUCUGGUGUGCAUAAAAUAGGAUGUAUAUAUUAUACUAUACCUGCUCUGCCCCCUGAAUAUUUGUCAUCUCUGGAAAACAUUUUUCCUGCAUUUUUAUUUCAUUCAUCCGACAGAGGAGCACACAAAUUUGACAAUAAAACUAUGUUUUCUGCCCUUAUAAAUACUCUUAUUGAUUUAGAAGAAAAUGGUGUUACAAUAGUAGUAAAUUCUAUCAGCACAAAAAUAUAUUUUGUUCUUGGUCUAAUUCUAGGUGAUAAUUUAGGAUUAAAUUCAAUGUUAGGCUUCGUACACAGUUUUUCUGCAAAUCAUUAUUGUCGCAUAUGCCGUUUACAAAAAUGUGAUCUUCAAACAAUGUUAAAAGAGUCAGUUGAAUCAAUAAGAAAUAAAAAUAAUUAUGAAUCAGAUAUCAUGAUAGCUAAUGUUUCUGAAACUGGUAUAAACGAGUGUUGUGCUUUCAAUAAAAUUCCAAACUAUCAUGUAACAGUGAAUAGUGUAUGCGACUUUAUGCACGAUGUGUCAGAAGGCGUAGCAAGGUAUGACAUGGCUGUUAUUAUUAACUACUUAAUAAAUCAUGAUUAUUUUUCGCUAGAAGAUUUAAACCAAAGGAUAUUAUUAUUUGAAUAUGGAAUGACUGAGAGUAAAAACAAACCACCUCCAAUUAACAAAAAUCACUUGAAUAAUAAUUCUAUUAUUAUGUCUGCGUCAGAAAUGUUAUGUUUUGUUAGAUAUUUUGGACUGAUUGUUGGGGAGUUGAUUCCAUUAGAAAUAGAAAUUUGGAAACUUUAUUUACAUCUUAGAAAAAUUAUUGAUAUUUGUUCUGCUAGGGUUCUACAACCAGAAUGUGCAACAUUACUAGAUAAUUUAAUUUCUGAACAUAAUCGUCUAUAUUUAAAUUUCUCUAAUAGUUUAUUGAAACCUAAAUUCCACAUCCUAACCCACUAUGGUCGUCUUCUUCUUCAAAAUGGUCUAAUCUCUCUUACAUCUUCUUUAAGAUUUGAAGCUAAACAUAAAGUUUUAAAAGCAUAUUCAAAUUCAAUACCAUGCCGUAUAAAUUUAGGACAUACUCUAUCUCAUAAGCUGCAGUUACAAAUGGUCGAUAGGUUUUUAACUCAAAGAGGGUUACAACCUGACUUAAAAGUAGGUUCAUGCAUUAAAAUAAUAGAGUUCUCACAAUGUGUAUUAGAUUUGUUACCUAUAGAAUUUAAACUAGACACAGUUUUAGUGUCUUCGAUAGAAUAUAAAGGUGUUACUUUUAAACCUGCUAUGUUAGUAAUUGUUGGUAUCAAUUUAAAUGGCUGUAUAUUUGGAAAAAUUAUUAAUAUUCUUAUUAAUAACUCAAGGACUCCAUAUUUAGUGUAUGAACUUUAUUUAACUGUAGGCUUUGAUAACCAUUUUCAUGCAUAUGAAAUAAAAAAAUAUGAUGAAAAAGAAUUAAACAUUAGUGGCUGUUAUAUAAAAGAUUUGUCUGACAUUACUCCUACUGUUAGUAGAGUUCAUAGCAAUGGUAAAUUAUAUGCUACAUUGAGAUAUGCACUAUAA
Molecule: messenger RNA, 2061 nt
Organism: Macrosiphum euphorbiae (potato aphid)
Lineage: Eukaryota; Metazoa; Arthropoda; Insecta; Hemiptera; Aphididae
Source: the annotation of a GenBank genome assembly